CCUAUCGGCCGCCUAAAAAGUCUGUCACAAUGUGUCCUACAAAGGAGAUGCUGCUACUGCUUGUAGCUUUUGUGUCCUGCGCCGAGGCAGAAAACUACUGUGUAAGAGGCUUGUGUCCCAAAGGCACUAGCCACAUUGCCUGUAACAAUAAAGGAACUUUCGGCAGUUCCUGCCCCGCGAACGCCACUAUAAUCCCUUUGGCCCAAAAGGACAAAGAUUUCGUUAUCCAGGCACACAAUUCGCUGCGAAGCAAGUGGGCUAGCGGGCAGGGAAGAAUCCAGAGAACCGCAUGCAAAAUGGCCUCCAUGGAAUGGGACGAGGAACUUGCCGGGUUGGCGGAACUGAAUGUGAAAAGCUGUCAAAUGAAGCACGACUCCUGUCACAAUACCGAGGAGUUCGUACAAUCUGGUCAAAACUUAUUCAUGGUGGGAUAUUUUGGAAGCGGGGAUCCGGCGACUACAGAAGACGUAUUCAGCGAAGGAAUCAAUGAGUGGAUAGACGAGGAUGCAGCUGUUACAGAAGAGGAUUUACAAAAAUUUCCAGAGCCGGUGGAGGGGCAAGAAAUCGGUCACUUUACAGUUUUGGUUAACGAGAAUAACGUAGCUGUAGGCUGUGCCAUGGUUACCUUUUAUUUGGACGACAUCGAGUACUUCUUGGUGGCCUGCAAUUAUGCUGUGACCAAUACCCUUGGACGCCGGGUCUACAGCAGCUGUCCAGUGGCUGGUAUUCAGUGUCCCAAUGGCUUGGAUGACAAGUUUACGUCUUUAUGUGUCUAAAGUGUAUUGGACGAUGCACUCUUAACUAAGUUAUGACGCAUGCCGCCUGUCCUGUGAAAAAUUAAAAAUAUUAAAAAAAAAGCGCAAUCAUCCUUCUGUUAA
Drosophila ananassae is the source of this 878-nucleotide messenger RNA. Its product is annotated as antigen 5 like allergen Cul n 1. NCBI's taxonomy places the organism in Eukaryota, Metazoa, Arthropoda, Insecta, Diptera, Drosophilidae. The coding region runs from base 30 to 776 and encodes 248 amino acids. The record is from RefSeq and is a predicted model, not a curated record. The transcript is spliced from 3 exons.